Molecule: messenger RNA, 2406 nt
Organism: Pediculus humanus corporis (human body louse)
Lineage: Eukaryota; Metazoa; Arthropoda; Insecta; Psocodea; Pediculidae
Exons: 11
Coding region: 1-2406 (801 amino acids)
Biological process (GO): endonucleolytic cleavage to generate mature 5'-end of SSU-rRNA from (SSU-rRNA, 5.8S rRNA, LSU-rRNA); endonucleolytic cleavage in 5'-ETS of tricistronic rRNA transcript (SSU-rRNA, 5.8S rRNA, LSU-rRNA)
Cellular component (GO): nucleolus; small-subunit processome; 90S preribosome
Molecular function (GO): U3 snoRNA binding; protein binding
Source: RefSeq, a predicted model, not a curated record
AUGAUUUCUAGAAGUAAUUUAAAAGAAUCUAGUAAAAUUCUUAAAAUGCUAUCUGUAGAAUCAAAACACGGUGCUUUUUUUUCUGCUGGAAAAGUAAAAUGGACUAAAGAUGGUUCAGUAAUAUUUUGCCCUAAUUCAGGUGCCAUUAAUGUCAUAGAUAUAGAAUCUGGAAAAAAAAAAUUAGUUAUCGGGGAUGAAGGAGAAGAUUCUGACUUAAUUUAUUCUUUCGCAAUCACUAACGAUGGGUCAAAAAUUGUUUCCUCAUGUAAAAGUGGUUUAUUUAAAUAUUGGCAAGUUAAAGAUGGAACUUUAUUAAAGCAGUGGAAGCAUAUUCACAGAGGACCUGUUGCCGAUUUAGAUAUUAAAGACGAAGAAAAACUAGCCAGUGGUGGUUCAGAUUCUAUUAUAAGAAUAUGGGAUUUGAUUCACCAUUCCUGUACACAUGCAUUAAAAGGUGCAACAGGAGUUAUAAGUUUAGUUAAAUUUCAUGAACUAGAAGGAAAAUCUGUAGUUUUUGGUUGUGGUGAUGAUUCUAAAAUUAGUUGUUGGUGCUUAGGAAAAAAUGAAUUGAUUUUUCAAUUGUCUGGACAUUACAAUAAAGUAACUUCAAUAUCAUUUUGUAAUGAUGGCAAGCAUAUGGCUAGUUCUGCCAGAGAUAAUGUUAUAAUUCUUUGGGAUUUGACCACGAAAACAAAUGUAAAAACUUUUCCUGUUUUCGAAAGCAUAGAAGAUGUUGUUUGCUUGCCAUCGAAAAUAGAAUUACCCUCUAUAGGUGUUGUAAAUGGAGGUAUAUAUGUGGCAACAGGUGGAGAGAAAGGUGUAAUUAGAAUAAUUGACAUGAAGGCUGGGAAAGAAUUAUACUCUCAAACAAAUUCAUUAGUUUCUAAAGCAACUGAAAAAGGGGGAUUGGCUAUCACUCAAUUAAUAUAUAAUUCAUUCAAAAAUUCUUUUGCUGUAAUCACAGCAGAUCAUAACAUAAUUUUCCACAAGGCUGAUAAUUUCGAAUGUAUUAAACAAAUGGUAGGAUUUACAGAUGAAAUUUUAGAUGUUGUAUUUAUUGGUCCCAAUGAUUCUCAUGUAGCGGUAGCAACAAACAGUUGCGACAUUAAAUUAUACAAUGUUAAAAGUAUGGGAUGUCUACUUUUAAAGGGACACACAGAUUUAGUUCUCACAUUAUCAGUAUCUUUUGUUAAUAAUUGUUGGAUGAUAUCUGGUGGAAAGGAUAAUUCUGUUCGACUAUGGGAAUUAGAUACUGCUAGCCAGAAAAUGACUUGUCUUGCAUCUGCUUGCAGGCACACAGCUUCGAUUUCAGCUGUUUGUAUGAGUCAAAUGACAGCUGAUUUUUUUUUCUCUACGAGUCAGGAUACAACAUUAAAAUUAUGGACAAUUCAGCAGUCAAAAAGUAGUGGCAAAUUGCAGAUGCCAGAUUAUAAAUUAUCAGUAAAAGGAACAGAAAUGGCUCACAAGAAAGAUAUAAAUACUGUAACCGUUUCUCAAAAUGACAAAAUACUUGCAACAGGCAGCCAAGACAAGACUAUUAAACUUUGGCAAGCUGAAGACUUAGCUUUUAUUGGAACUUUAUCGGGGCAUCGUCGGGGAGUAUGGUGCGUUCGAUUUUCGCCUGUUGAUCAAAUUUUAUUAUCUUCAUCAGCAGAUACAACUAUCAAAAUAUGGUCUGUAACUGACUUAAACUGUCUUAAAACAUUCGAAGGCCAUGAUGCAUCAGUUUUAAGAGCUGAAUUUGUGACCAGAGGCAUGCAAAUUCUUUCAACAAGCGGAGAUGGUUUGGUCAAAUUGUGGAACAUUAAAAGUGGUGAAUGUGCAGGCACAUUUAACGAACAUGAAGGACAAAUUUGGUCUUUGGCUGUGAGUGCUGAUGAAAAGAAUUUUGUUACCGGAGGUUCAGAUUCAUUGUUAAUUAUUUGGGUAGAUUCGACUCAAGAAAAAAGAGAAGAAGCUUUAAAAGCUCAAGAAAAAAUAAUGGCCGACGAACAACUUUUAACAAAUUUAUUACAUAAUAAUAAAUUAUUUGCAGCUCUAGGCUUGGCACUGUCUUUGGAUAAGCCCUUUAAAGUUUUGACAAUCAUAAAAGACCUGAUAGUUAAAAGUGAUCAAAUUGAAUUGAAGACCACUUUAAAAAACUUGACUCAAGCAGACAAAGAAAAACUUUUAGAGUGUGCAUCUAUUUGGAAUUCAAAUUCGAAAAAUUGUGAUGCUGCACAAACGGUUUUUUCUAUUCUUUUAGAAGAAAUAGCUUGCAAUGAAUUAAUUUUACCCAAAUUACCUUCUGUUGUUGAAGAGGUUUUACCUUACACAGAAAGACAUUAUAAAAGAUUAACAGGAUUAUUGCAAGAUUUACAUUUUCUCGAUUACACAAUAGCUGCCAUGAAACCAGAAAUAAAAUAA